AUGGAUGACACAGACGACCAACAACCUGUAGAUCAGGACAUUCCUGUAUCUUCACAGCCAAGUCAACAUACAGCAAAGAAGGCAUCUUCAUCACAAGCUGCACCUACCUCUUCAGGUCAGCCAAAGGCUACACUCAACAACAAUAUGAGUGAGGACCCAAAGAUGAAGUCAUCGAUUAUGAGAGUGUUGGUAGCGACAGAUAAUCAUCUUGGAUACUUGGAGAAGGAUCCAAUUAGAGGAGAUGAUUCAUUCAAUUCAUUCGAAGAGAUAUUACAGUAUGCACAUAAGCUUAAGGUGGAUAUGGUACUACUUGGUGGUGAUCUCUUUCAUGACAACAAACCAUCGAGGUCAUGUCUAUACCGCACGAUUGAACUCUUCAGAAAGUACUGUCUAGGUGAUACACCCGUCAAGAUUCAGUUCCUCAGUGAUCAAACCGUUAACUUCUGUAACAAGUUCCACACAGUCAACUAUGAGGACCCAAACUUCAAUAUAUCUUUACCAGUGUUCUCUAUUCAUGGCAAUCAUGAUGACCCAACUGGUGAAGGAGGACUGGCAGCAUUGGAUCUACUCAGUGUAUCAAACUUGGUCAACUACUUUGGCAAGACAGAGGACAUUGAUGAUAUCUCUGUCUACCCACUGCUGCUCUCAAAGGGCGAGACUAAAUUGGCAAUCUAUGGAUUGGGCAACAUUAGAGACGAGCGACUCUAUCGAACGUUUCAGAAGCAGCAGGUCAAGAUGAUGCGACCGAUCGAGUCCAAGGACGAGUGGUUCAACAUUCUGGUGCUGCAUCAGAACAGAGUGGCGCACAACCCCAAGAACUAUGUACACGAGCAGAUGAUUGAUAACUUUAUCGACUUUGUCGUCUGGGGACACGAGCACGAGUGUCUGAUCAAUCCUCAGGCGUCGGCCGUUGGCGAGUUCCACAUUACACAACCCGGAUCGUCUGUAGCCACAGCCCUCUCAGAGGGCGAGUCCAAGGAGAAGUUUGUCGGCUUGCUCGAGGUGUACAAGAACCAGUUCAGAUUCAAGACGCACCCGCUAACCACUGUCCGCCCCUUUAUCCUCGACAAUCUGGUGUUGGCCGACAGCAAGAUCAACCCUGCACAGCCAACCGAGGUGGUUGACUACAUUGCACAAAAGGUGGACUCUAUGAUCGAGCUGGCCGCCGAGCGCUCACAGGGCAAGCCCACAGAGAAGAUGCUGCCGCUCAUUCGUCUCAAGAUCGACUACACAGGCUACAGCACGACCAAUCCACAAAAGUUUGGACAACGUUAUGUUGGCAAGGUGGCCAAUCCCAACGACAUCCUGUUGUUCACGAGAAAGAAGUCUACCGUCGUCAUACCAAAGGGUAAGGAACCAGCACCAAAGGAUGAAACGAUCAGAGUGGAGGACUUCAUUCCCGAGUUCCUAAACAACACUGCCGCCGAUCGACUCAGCAUCAUUUCCGAACCUGACCUAGUGGUCGCGCUACACAACUUUGUCUACAAAGAGGAGAGUGACUCAAUACUUGCUCUGGCAGACCUGGCAAUAUCAAAGGCACAACAAUUCUUGAGGAGGAAAGUUGAUGUCAAGGAUGCACAUCAGGCUCAUGUUUUGAAGGUCAUUGAGGAGAACUUACCUUUGAAUGUGCUGGCAGUGGAUAAUAUGAUGACACCUGUCUUUGGCAAACUGGCAAAGCAAAAGGGAGCAGCAGCGAAUGGUGAAGACACAGAGGAUGAAGAAGACGACAAGGACAAAUAUGCGGUAGACGACGAUUUCGAUGAGGACUCGCACAAGGACCACAAUCACCACCAUGCAUCUGGAGCAAUGAACGACAAUGACGACGAUGAAGACGACACCAAUGAUGGCCUAUUCGACACCACUGCAUUAUUCAAAACACCGACAUCAGCACAAAAGAAGACACCAGCAAGAGCCACGGCAUCAGCAAAGAAGACGCCAGCAUCAACUCCUCCAUCAUCAGGUGGCAGAGGCAAGAAGAGUGCCAACAACUCACCAUACUCAACACCAUAUCAAUCACAAUCACAAUCACAAUCAUCAAUCGUUGUCAGUGAUGACGAAGACAACUAUGCUGUUGAUGAUCAGGACGACGAUGAAACCAAGUCACCAUCACAUAAGAAGAGAACAAAGAAAUCCGAUCCAUCACCAACAACCAAGUCCAAGAAAUCUAGAACAAGUAAAUAG
This is a messenger RNA of Acytostelium subglobosum LB1, 2181 nucleotides long. RefSeq lists its product as hypothetical. Lineage: Eukaryota; Evosea; Eumycetozoa; Acytosteliales; Acytosteliaceae. The record is from RefSeq and is a predicted model, not a curated record. Bases 1 to 2181 code for a protein of 726 amino acids. The transcript has 4 exons. Gene Ontology annotation, cellular component: nucleus; Mre11 complex. Gene Ontology annotation, molecular function: DNA endonuclease activity; manganese ion binding; 3'-5'-DNA exonuclease activity. Gene Ontology annotation, biological process: mitotic G2 DNA damage checkpoint signaling; telomere maintenance; double-strand break repair via homologous recombination.